Messenger RNA from Delphinapterus leucas (beluga whale), 529 nucleotides. RefSeq names its product trafficking protein particle complex subunit 3L (gene TRAPPC3L). Lineage: Eukaryota; Metazoa; Chordata; Mammalia; Artiodactyla; Monodontidae. The record is from RefSeq and is a predicted model, not a curated record. Gene Ontology annotation, biological process: Golgi vesicle transport. Gene Ontology annotation, cellular component: TRAPP complex.
UUCUUUGUUCUAGACCAAGUUUUGUAAAUUUUUUCCUGUUUACUAGGUUGCUUUCAAGAUGUACUUGGGAAUUACACCAAGUGUGACCUGUAACAAUUCAAGCAGAAAUGAAUUUUCCCUGAUUCCAGACAAGAAUCCUCUGGUGGAGUUUGUGGAAGAGCUCCCUGCUGGGCGAUCUUCUCUGUGCUACUGCAGUUUACUCUGUGGGAUUAUCAGAGGUGCCCUGGAAAUGGUUCAUUUAGCUGCUGAUGUUACAUUCUUGCAAAACAGACUAAAAGGCGACAGUGUGACAGAAAUAGGAAUAACAUUUCUGAAAAAGCUGGGUAAGGAAAAAUACAGAUGGAAAAAAUGAAGAAUAGCAUGCAAAAUGCCACAGGCUGGCUGGUUGAGCAGUUAAUAUUAGCUACACAUAUAGAGCCAUAGAAGUUUUGAAUUGUUUAAUAGCAGGGGAUUUAAAAGACUUAUAAAUCAGCCAGAAAUUUGAAAUGCAGGGCACUAAGAUUUAAAGCUGUUUUUUUCUUUGCUUGUA